Penicillium verhagenii is the source of this 1941-nucleotide messenger RNA. Its product is annotated as GMC family oxidoreductase. Gene Ontology annotation, molecular function: oxidoreductase activity, acting on CH-OH group of donors; flavin adenine dinucleotide binding. The transcript has a single exon. The record is from RefSeq and is a predicted model, not a curated record. Lineage: Eukaryota; Fungi; Ascomycota; Eurotiomycetes; Eurotiales; Aspergillaceae. Bases 1 to 1941 code for a protein of 646 amino acids.
AUGCUUCUCCCACGCCUCUUUGGCUUGGCCGCCAUCUCACUGGCGAGCCUGGGAGCCGCCGUCGAACUCACCGGCUAUGAAUAUGUCAUUGUUGGAUCCGGAGCUGGAGGUGGCCCAUUAGCUGCUCGUCUCGCUCUUGCCGGCCACAAGACACUCUUGAUCGAGGCUGGAGACGACCAAGGCGAAAACACAAACUAUACCGUCCCAGCCUACUCCGCCAAAGCAUCCGAGGACCCAACAAUCGCUUGGAACUUCUUCGUGCGCCACUACACAAACGACACCCGUCAGGCACUCGACUACAAGACCACCUACGACACCCCCGAUGGCGGCGAGUACGUCGGUCUCAACCCGCCCGAGGGCUCAACCAUGAAGGGCAUUCUAUACCCGCGCACCGGCACACUCGGCGGAUGCACCGCACACAACGCCCUGGUCACCGUCUAUCCCUUCGAAUCUGACUUCGACUACAUCUCCACGCUAACCGGCGACGCCUCCUGGUCCCCAGACAACAUGCGCAAGUACUUCGAGAAAAUGGAGAACAACAACUACCUCCUCCCUCUCGCCCCGGGCCACGGCUACGACGGCUGGCUGCACGAUGAAACCGCCCCCAUCAGCAUCGUCCUCGAGGACCCCCAGCUCCUGGACAUGCUCCUAGGCGGCGCUUUCGCCCUCGGCAACGUCACCGACACCAUCUUCAACGUCGCCACCCUGCUGGCCGGCGACGCGAACGCAGACUCACGCACCCGCGACACCGAGAGCGGCUACUACCAGGUCCCGCUGGCCACCGACGGCGCAAAGCGUAAUGGCCCGCGCGAGUUCCUCGUCGCUGUCCGUGACGCCACGAACCUCGAUGGCUCGAAGCGGUACCCGCUCGAUAUCCGCACAAACUGCCAGGCUACCAAGGUCGUUUUUGAUAACUCGACCGGCACGCCGCGCGCAACGGGCGUCGAGUUCCUAGACGGCAAGUAUCUCUUCCGCGCGAGUCCGCAAUCCGGCACGGCUGCGAAGGGCGUGCCCGGUAACGUCACUGCGUCUCGCGAGGUUAUCAUUGCAGGUGGUGUGUAUAACUCGCCGCAGCUCUUGAAGCUGAGUGGCAUCGGGCCUGCGGACGAACUCGCGCAGUUCGGCAUCGACGUUGUCUCGGAUUUACCCGGUGUUGGCACAAAUCUGCAGGACCACUAUGAGACCUCUGUGCAGGGCCAGUUGCCGAAUAACUUUACCGCGUUGGAUGGGUGUACGUUUAGCGUGGAUGGCGAGGCGGAUCCCUGUCUUGAGCGGUGGGAGAAUCCUAUUCUCGGGAACCGGGGGAUCUAUUCCUCAAAUGGGUUUGCUAGUACCAUGUUGUAUAAGAGCUCUGUGGCCGUGGACGACGACUUUGAUACCUUUGUCUUUGGUGGGCCGAUUAAUUUCCGUGGUUACUUCCCCGGGUACAGUGUUAAUAUCACUGAGCACCAUGAUUGGUUCUCGUGGGCGAUCCUCAAGGCGCAUCCACGGAACACGGCUGGCUCGGUCAAGCUUCGUUCGGCGGAUCCGCUUGAUAUGCCGGAUAUUGUGUUUAACUACUUUGACUCGGGAAGUGGGGAUUAUGAGUCGGACUUGACGGCGAUGACUGAGGCUAUUGGCUUGGCGCGCGAUGCGUUCAAGCGCCAGCUUCUUGAUAUCGAGGAGGUCCUACCUGGAAAGGAUGUUGCUUCGACUGAGGAGAUCCAGAAUUAUAUUAUGGAUACGGCUUGGGGACAUCAUGCCUCGUGCACUUGUCCUAUUGGUACCGAUGAGGACCCGAUGGCUGUGUUGGACUCCAAGUUCCGGGUUCGUGGUGUGAAUGGAUUGCGUGUUGUUGAUGCUUCCGUUUAUCCCCGCAUUCCGGGCACUUUCACUGCUGUGUCGACUUACAUGGUUUCUGAGAAGGCGGCGGAGGAGAUUCUGAGUGACGCCAGCAAUUAA